Messenger RNA from Nakaseomyces glabratus, 2253 nucleotides. Its product is annotated as alpha,alpha-trehalase. Gene Ontology annotation, molecular function: calcium ion binding; alpha,alpha-trehalase activity. NCBI's taxonomy places the organism in Eukaryota, Fungi, Ascomycota, Saccharomycetes, Saccharomycetales, Saccharomycetaceae. Gene Ontology annotation, biological process: trehalose catabolic process. Gene Ontology annotation, cellular component: cytoplasm. The record is from RefSeq and is a predicted model, not a curated record.
AUGCCUACGCUUACAUUUUAUUUAGGUGCGGAUGACGCUGUGGAUGGCGGGGUGAAGAGCAAAAGCAUGGCCUUCAGCGACCCCUUCCAUAAGAACGUCAAGGUACAGUCACCUGAGCCGGAGCCUGUGGACGCAAAGGAGAAGAAGAAGCUCAAUAGAACCAGAACUAUGAGUGUGUUCUACAACGUGGCUGACUUCAAGGAUGACGAAGAGAUAAGGAAGCACAAACUCAAGAGAAGGGCCUCAGAGGAUGACACUUACAUCAGCAGCAAAGGUACCAGAAGACUAUUUGUGAAGGAUGUCGACUGGACUUUGAAAGAGUUGCUGCAAAACGAGGACACAGACCAGAAUUUCCAGAUUACAGUAGAGGACACAGGUCCUAAAGUUAUCAAACUGGGUACUGCCAACUCUGCGGGUUAUAACCACAUCGACAUACGAGGGACGUAUAUGUUGUCUAAUUUGCUACAGGAGUUGACCAUCGCCCAUAACUUCGGACAGAGGCAACUGUACUUGCCAGAAUCAAGGCUAAACGAAAACCCAGUACACCGCCUGAAAAGGGUAAUAGAGACUCACUUCUGGGAUGGGCUCACCAGGCGGCUCGAUUUAAACACCAUUGGUGAGGCCGCCCAGGAGAAAAAAAUUGAUACUCCAGAGGCUAAGAAUCCAAGAGUUUAUGUACCAUAUGACUGUCCCGAGAUGUAUGAAUACUUCAUUCAGGCUUCCCAAAUGAAUCCCUCAGUAAAGCUAGAAGUAGAAUAUUUGCCAAAAGACAUUACACCCGAAUACGUACAAUCACUGAACGAAACCCCAGGCUUACUCGCAAUCGCUAUGGAUAAGCAUGUGAACCCAACCACAGGUGAAACUUCAUUAGUUGGAUUCCCAUAUGUCUUCCCAGGUGGCAGAUUUAAUGAACUUUACGGUUGGGAUUCUUACUUGAUAACCUUGGGACUUCUCGCUAGUAAGCGCACCGAUUUAGCCAGAGGAAUGGUAGAGCAUUUCAUAUUCGAAAUAGAACAUUAUGGCAAGAUUUUGAAUGCAAACAGGACCUACUAUCUGUGCCGCUCUCAACCGCCUUUCCUUACUGAUAUGGCUAAUGUUACAUUUAAUGGAAUGGGCGGCAAUAAGAAUCCAAUUGCAGUAGAUUUACUAAGGAGGGCCUUUAGAGCCGCAAUUAAGGAGUAUAAAACGGUAUGGAUGGCAAAACCAAGAUUAGACGAAAAGACAGGGCUAUCGUGUUACCACCCUGAUGGUGUUGGUAUACCACCCGAGACUGAACCAGAGCACUUCGAUACAAAACUAAGGCCAUACGCAAAAAAAUACAAUGUGACAAUUCCAGAAUUUAGAAGAAUGUACAAUGCCAAAGAGGUUCAUGAACCAGAAUUAGAUGAAUUCUUCCUUCAUGACCGAGGUGUGCGUGAAUCCGGUCACGAUACGACAUAUCGACUAGAAGGAGUCUGCGCCUACCUUGCUACAAUAGAUCUAAAUUCUUUAUUAUACAAAUAUGAGGUUGAUAUUGCAAACUUCAUUAAAGAAUUUUGCAAUGACAAGUAUGUCGAUCCAUAUGAUAAAAGUGUAACUACCUCUGAAGAUUGGAUGAAUUUGGCUAACAAGCGCAAAGAAAGGAUAAAGUUUUAUAUGUGGGAUGAAGAGGCCGGCUUUUUCUUUGACUAUAACGUGAAGACUGAAAAGCGUACGUCUUAUGAGUCCGCAACCACAUUUUGGGCUAUGUGGGCAGGCGUUGCAAGCCCUCAGGAGGCUGAAAUUAUGGUCAAGAAGGCCGUUCCAAAACUAGAAACGUUAGGUGGUAUUGUUGCUUGUACAGAAAGCUCGAGAGGGCCUAUAGCAAUUGAUAGGCCAUAUAGACAAUGGGAUUAUCCAUUUGGUUGGGCUCCUCAUCAAAUAUUGGCCUGGAAAGGAUUUUCGAACUAUGGGUACGACAACAUUGCUAGACGCUUAGUGUACAGGUGGCUUUACAUGAUGACUAAAGCGUUUGUUGACUAUAAUGGGAUUGUGGUAGAGAAAUAUGAUGUUACCAAAGUCACUGAUCCUCAUAAAAUUACAGCUGAAUAUGGAAAUCAAGGAGUUGAUUUCAAAGGAUAUGCCAGAGAAGGAUUUGGUUGGGUGAACUCAUCCUUUUUACUUGGUCUGCAAUAUCUGGAUAACCAUGCCAUAAGAGCUCUAGGUGCCUGUAUACCUCCAAAACCUUUCUUGAACGGAUUACGUGCGAAAGAAAAAGCACGUUAUGGCCUAUAA